AUGACUUCCAGAAAGAAAAUUCAGGCCCCAUGGCUGCCGAAGCCUGUCUGGUACAAUUUUCCUAUGACUAAAGGCCUCCGUCAUCACCGAACAGCAGUUGGAAUCAUAUUAGCUGCCGACAGUAAAAUGGAAUGUGUUUUCAUGAGUCAGUUUCUUGACCAAGUGCGAGUACGUCUACUCAACGAUGACCGUAAAACAGAAGGCAAUUUUGCCGUUAGAAAUUCCCAACCAGGUCGAGCAUCAACUGUCAGCGUUGACUCUGUAAGUGUUCCAUUCAUAGAUUGUGAGUACCUUAAAAAUCCUCCAGAUUAUAGUCGCGAUAUCAAUAUAAGCUAUCCAUCGAAUUCAAAAAUUCUUCCCAUCUUUCGUUUUGGAAACAAUUUAGAGGAUUUCUUCAAACUCUGGGAUACCCAAGAUGCAGAAUUUGCUUACGUAGAAUCAGAUUACUUUGGUCUCCUUAUACCGAAAGUGGACAAAGAGACUGCGAGGAAGCUACCUGGUGGCAAAAAUCUCAAUCACUUAAUUACUUUCUACGACCUUAUAUUUACUACCUACAGUGACUUGAUAGGGUUGUCAUUUGAAGAAACUGGUACCAAUAAAAACGUUAGAAACAGGUUUUUUCUGAAAGCUGACAAAAAUGGAUAUGGGUUGGCGUAUUACGGUCACGAGUUUACGGCUGUUAAUUCAGGAUCAAUGAAAUCCUUCUGGUUGGAUAUCAGUCCAACAAAUUGGGGGGCGUUGCAUGAAAUUGGUCAUGGACAUGAAUUACAAAGUAUAGGCGAUGAAACAUUAUCAGUUAGUGAAGUAUGGAACAAUAUUCUAUGCUUCUUUUAUCAGGUCAUCGCGUUUGGUAAAGAUAUGCCAUGGAAAGGUUCGAAACAAAAUGAAAUGAACCUUGCUGGAAUACUCAGAAAAGAAACCGAAGUUAAAAGUUGGGAUUUAAUACAGAAAUUGUCAUUUUUGACGCACAUGUUUUUUAAAGCUGGUCGGAAAUCUUUUACGCGUUUCAAUCAACUGACUCGCGAAGAAUUUGAUGACCGCCCUUAUUAUGCUAGUGGAACAUUUUUAGUAGAAAAACUAAUGCACUUCUUCGCAAUUGAGUUUGCUGUUGAUGUUUAUCCCUUUAUGAAACUGGCAAAAGCAGUAAUACACGAAGAAGAGCU
Messenger RNA from Parasteatoda tepidariorum (common house spider), 1163 nucleotides. Lineage: Eukaryota; Metazoa; Arthropoda; Arachnida; Araneae; Theridiidae. The record is from RefSeq and is a predicted model, not a curated record.